Pocillopora meandrina is the source of this 3892-nucleotide messenger RNA. Lineage: Eukaryota; Metazoa; Cnidaria; Anthozoa; Scleractinia; Pocilloporidae. The record is from the annotation of a GenBank genome assembly.
AUGCUGAGAAGCUUCUUUGGAGGUUUAAUCUACAAUUUGGCUCUCUUUUUUUGUUCAUUUUUCGGCUCUCUGUUUCUCAUGGGGCCGACAAUUCCGCUGUUAUGGCUGCGGCCGCAGUGGUUUCGAUGGGCAAAUGAUCGAUUGUGUUCGUUAUGGCUGAUCUUACCGCCGGUGAGGAAUAUUGGAAAGAAGUUUUUAAAUUACUACAGCUCAUGAGCAUUUUUUUUUAUUCAGUUUUUGUUAAUCUGAAAACUUUUUUGUCUCUUUUUUUAUGAAUAACGGAUUUGCUGUUUUUUCUUUCGGAUCGCAACCCUCCUCAACUUACUUCCACCUUCAACGUCGUGUUUGUGCGUCAAAAGGCCCUUCUGGGUGAGUGUUUCCGCUCAAUUACCAGGGUUGAUUCAGCUUAUAAUGGUUUCAGAGAGAUAUUCCUGUCUAGAUAUCACUAGAAACAAGUAUCAUUAUUGAAUGUCUCAUGGUUACAUUAAAUAAUUCAUGACAACACGGUUUAUUUACAUUAUUGUUGUACUUUUGUGAGGGGGUGGCGUCCUUUGCGUUAUUUCAUGAGAUGAUCAAGUUACUAAAGAAAACAAUGAUAUUGAUAAGCAUGUAAUAAAAAUAGGUAAGAUUUCUAUCUAACCACAUACUUCGCUAUGUAUACAGUUAUUUGAUAGCAAAAAAAAAAAACAAUUGUGAAAUUGGGAUGGAUUCUGACGAGGUUAUGCGGACAUCUUUUUAUCUAGUGUUGCAUCUCUAUAUGUUAAUGUGAGAAUUUCAGAAAGUAACGUAAGUCAAGGGUAGUAUCAUGAGGAGAUUGCCCAAUUACUUAAUUUUUAAAAUUCAGGGAAUGAGACAUCACUUAGUGUCUGUGGGAAAACAAAACUGCAGUACUUAGAUUUCCAUGCUUGGGUAUAUUUCCUAACGCUGGCUUUUAAAAGACUGAAUUUGGACCAUUUAGUACAUAUUGUUAUGUCAUCAGGAAACAAUUGCCAAUUGCCAAAUGCCACAACAUGAUGACUUAUCAAAACUUGUUACAGUCUAAAACCAAAACUGGCAGAAAUAAUAAUUUGCUCUUUGUUUACUGGUUAGUAAAUGCUGUAAAGUCAGUCAACACCCUAUGAAGAUGAACUAAGUACCACGGAAAGGCGUUUUGGCUUAAGAAUUAAUAGUACUUCUUGAAGUAUGGUAACUAUCCCAGUUUGACAUGAGGCUCUGAAACUUCUUGCAAUUUUUUUGGUUCCAUGUUUUGUGACCUGAAAUUGGAUGAUCAGAUUUUUUUUUAAUCAUGACAUUGAUUAUUUUAUAGAGGGAUUAUAUUAUCAGCCCUUCUUUUGCCCUGUUUUUGACUUAACUCACAAUGCUUUUUUUGCUUGAGAAAGGUGUGCUUGGUUUUGUUUUACAGCUGCAAUACAAAACAAAGUAGUGAACUGUGAAACAUGCAAGUUCCAAUUUGUACUCUGAAUGUUGUAGUCAUAUUAAUGAACUAGUUAUUUUCAUUUUUUUUUCACGAUUUAGUGUUGCUCUAAAUAAUUUUUUGUAGUUGCUUGCCAGCCAGCUUUGUUAGACAACUGAAUUAGUUUCAAACCUGAAUAUGUUUUGUGAUCAGGAAAGGUUAAUGUUUCUAGCACUCUUUUUUCGCUCUAAGACAUGUUUUUUAUUCACUGUCAAAAACAGGUUGAACAAAAAAUUUUCCCUAACUAGUAUAACAAGAAAAUAAACAUUUGGGAAUGUGCUGUCCAAGAUUCUUGUUAGUUUUCCCAGGAUCAAUUUAUGUCUCCUCGCCACUGAUUAAGAUAUAGUAUACCUUCUUUUAUGUAAAAGUCAAAAGAUCAUGAAACUUAAAAUGAAAAUAAAUUUUCCAUUAAUGGAUGUUCUUUGUGAUGAUAUCAACUUACGUAUAGCUAUACUUGAACUGGUUUGAAUUUUAGAAGAAGAAAUUUGAGUUAAAUCACUGAUAAUAAUAUUUUCCUCUCUCAAUGCACAGAGAUGAUGUUUGGAGUCAAGAUUGUAGUCACUGGGGACAAGCCUCCAAAGAGUGAGAACUCUGUUAUCAUCAUGAACCACAGAUGCCGACUUGAUUGGAUGUUUUUUUGGAGUUUUGUGGCACGAUAUGGCGAGUUGAAGCACGAGAAGAUAAUAAUGAAACGUGAACUCAAACAUAUUCCUGGUCCAGGUAAGUAUUUUCAUCAUUUUGCUACAAAUUUUGGUUUCAAGAUCAACUUUUUUUUUUAACAAAGUUACCAUUAGGGACCUAAAAUUAUGAAAUGGUUGCAUUGAAUAGAAAUUUGGCUGUCAGUAAAGGAAUCUUUAUGUACUAUUAUGUGAUUUACCAUAUAGCUGACAUUUCUGCUUGUGAGCAGUAUGGCUGGCAUUUGUUCUUUAACCCUUCAACUCCCAUGAUUGACUAAGAUAGAAUUUCUCCGUACAAUAUCAAUACAAUAUCAAGCAGACAAGUCAUGAGAAGAAUGAAAAAUCUUAUUUAUGGGAUUAUUACUUGAUCCAAUACCAAAUUCUCCAAACUAACAUCAGAAGAUCUAUAUGGUAGAUAGUAAGGAGACUUACUAAUGAGAUCUUGGGAGUUAAGGGUUAAGGUUCAGGUAACAUCUUAUGAUUUAUACUUGGGCUAUUGACCCUUAAGCUCCCAUGGGUGACCAAGACAUAAUUUCUCCUCACAAUAUCAAUAUAAUAUCAAGCAGACAGGUCAUGAGAAUUAUAAAAGAUGUAAAUCAACUAGGGGAUAAUUAGUUGAUUCAAUACCAAAUUCUCCAAACUAGCAUCAUAAGAAUUUUAUUACAGACAGUAGGGCAAAUUAUCUUGGGUGAGAAAGUGUAGAUUGAAAAGGAAAAAAAGAAGUCUGAGAAAAAUUCAGCCCUCUACAUUUUCUGUUCAUUAUCAAAAAAGUGUAUAAACAAGAUUUUUCAAGCAGACAUUUUAUAAUUCUUCUUCGGUUUAGAAAGUACUCUUCAAGAGACAAUGGUAAUGUUACUUAUAUUGCUAAGUUGCUGAGUUACAUUCAGUAAAUUGAUUUCAGAAAGGUGAUUAUACAAACAGCUGAGGAGACACUUCAUUUUUUUCUAAAUUGGUAAAUUCUGGUGUAUAGUAGAAUUGCCAGGUAUUGUUUUAAAAAAUUUUGUGCUUAUUUUCAGGUUGGGCCAUGCAGAAUGCCCUUUACAUUUUCUUGCGCCGCCGUUGGGAUAGAGAUGAAAGCUACCUUAAUUCAGUUCUCAGUUACUUUGUCAAUUCAUCAGAUAGUCUUCAGCUACUCUUGUUUCCUGAGGGUACCAACUUUGAGGAGGCUAGCAAACAGAAGAGUGAUUCCUUUGCAACAAAAAACAAUCUUCCCUUUUAUGACUAUGUUCUACAUCCACGUGUACGUGGCUUCACGUACUGUGUUGAGAAACUUCGUCAGGGGAAUCUAGAUGCUAUUCUUGAUGUCACCGUUGGUUAUUCUGAAAAUUACUGUUUUGAAGAAGUUGAUCUACUGAAAGGAAAUGUACCAAGUGAAAUUCAUUUUCACAUUCAGCGAUAUACCAAUGAUGCACUUCCACAAGAUACACAAGGUCUUGAAGAAUGGUGCUGUAAGCAAUGGAUGCAGAAAGAGGAUAGACUGAAAAAAUUUUACACCCAGGAGAAAUAUUUUGGCCCUCCUUCUGAAAUAGCGAGUGAACAACAUAAUGAGAUCCAGUUAGCUGUGAGUUAUCUGUUUAAAAAAGGGCUCAUCUUCUGGCUUCUGUUCACAAUCUGUUCGUCAGUUCUUCUGUACAUGUCUGCAAUGGUGAGAUGGUAUGUUUUAAUUAUUGGAAUUGUAUAUUUAACACUUUCCUGUUUUGGGGGAACAGAUGAAAUAUUUUUACAGCUGAUGCAGAAGUCAACGGAUACCAAGACAAAGUGA